This is a messenger RNA of Parasteatoda tepidariorum (common house spider), 664 nucleotides long. Its product is annotated as lysosomal acid phosphatase. NCBI's taxonomy places the organism in Eukaryota, Metazoa, Arthropoda, Arachnida, Araneae, Theridiidae. Gene Ontology annotation, biological process: dephosphorylation. The record is from RefSeq and is a predicted model, not a curated record. Gene Ontology annotation, molecular function: phosphatase activity.
CACGACACAAAUUUAGCCGCCCUCUUGAUGUCUUUAAAACUUUUUGACCUGAAACAGCCCCCUUACUGUGCAACUGUUUUCAUUGAGCUUUACAGUGGCAUGAAUGAUACAUAUUUUGUUCGAUUGCUUUACUUGAACUCCACAGAUGUUGAAAAGAUUUCCCAAACACCUCAUAUUCUGCAACUUGAGGGAUGCAGUGAAUUUUGCCCUUUGAAGUACUUCACGGAAUAUACGAAGCAUCUUAUACCUGAUGAUUGGGAAAAAGAAUGUCAGUUGCCAGAAUCCAAUUCUCAAAAGUUUGAAAAAGAAGAAAUAAGAUUGGGAGUAGUUUUCCUUGCUAUUGUUUUCAUAAUUGUUACGGUAAGCUUUGCAGCGGCUGUUUCGAAAAUGUAUUCCAACAACAGAAAGAAAAAUGCCUUUCUCAUAUCCAUACCAAACUCUUAAAAAACUGAUGUUGAAAAUCGUUAAGCACAUUUUUCACCUGGGCUGAAAAUUGUUAAAUUCAUUGUUUCAUUGAUGUUCAUUUUUAUAAUAAUGUGUUAUAAAUUGCAAAAUGAUGAAAUACUUGAAAAUGUGAUAUUUUAAUAAAACUGAAAACUUGUUACUACUUUAUUAGCAUACGUUAUUAGCAUACAUAUAAAAAUAAAGGCGGACAUUUUGUGAA